AUGGGGUGCGACGAGGCCAGUGGCCGCGUCUUCGACGGGCCAUGGCGAUGCUCGGAGACGGUGGCGGCUUCGGGCGCUUCUCCCCGGCGCUGGAAAAGGGAGAGGAAGCAAGGGGGAUAUGGGAGGCGAGAGGGGGCCUGGGCGACGAGGGGUCGAGGGGGGCUGUGGCCUUAUCCUCUUGGCGAGGCCGAUGAGGUGGUCGAGGUCGACCUCACCCGUGUAGCGAUCGCGCCACGGGAACAGAGGGAGAAGGAGACCAGUGGGGGGCUGGUUGACUGGGCCAGCCAGUUGGACAGGAGAAGGCAGCGGAAGAUAAAGGACUGGAACAAGCAUCAUUAUGCGUAUGUUACCCGCUUCCAGCUUUGUGUGGAGCAAGCUCGUAGCACUGCACGCGCCCCGCUUCGAGAGCACAACUCACUUGCUUUUGAUAACUACAAGAAGAAACAAAAGCAUGGGCAGGGGGAGGAGGAGGAGCAGCCCGCGGCGAGCUUCCCGGAGGACAUUCUCAUCGACAUCCUGUCACGGGUACCCUACAGGUCGCUGUGCCGCUUCAAGUGCGUGUCCAAAGAGUGGCUCGCCCUCUGCUCCGAUUCCGACAUCCGCAAGAGGUCGCCGCAGACCUUGUCCGGCUUCUUCUACUUCGAUCACGGUUGGAAGACAUUGCGCCCUGGUUGGCGUUUCCAGAAUUUGUCUGGGAAAGGUGCUCCUAUGGUCGACCUCGACGAUCUCCCUUUCUUGGGCAGCACAUAUAAACAUUUCUCUGUCACACAAUGCAGCACCAGCCUUCUCCUCUGCCGAUGCUGGAAAUCACGCCCUCCUAAGGACUGCGGUUGGAGUUAUCGCCUAGAUCUAGAUCCAUGGAUGUUUAUCCGAUGGCCCGAGGUUGCGGAAUUCGAUUAUGUUGUCUGCAAUCCUGCUACUCGGGAGUGGACUGUGUUGCCUCCUAUAGAACUGCCCGGCCACCUUUCAUGUUCCCACCCAGGCAAGUACAUUUUGGGUUUUGACCCGGCCACCCUGUCCCGCUUCGUUGUGUUUGCGCACCUGAACACUAAUUACGGCAUGUCCAUGGAAAUGAUCUACUCAUCGGACACUGGAGGAUGGACUUCCAUGCAGAGUCAGCGUGAUGAUGUUGGUGUAGAUUCGGUUAGUAAUUUUGGAAGCAGGCAAAGCACCUUGUUGAAUGGCACUCUGCAUUUCCCUGCUUAUGAGUCGAUAGUCACACUGGACAUGAAAAGGAAUGCUUGGAGGAAAAUUAAAAUGCCACCUGGCAUGAUAAACAACUAUGUCCGUGCUUUCAUUGGGCCGUCUAAGGGACACUUGUAUGCUUGGCAUAUAAAGAAUCGAUAUGAUGGUCAGCUCUCUAUUUGGGUUCUUGAGAAUUAUGAUAGUGGUCAGUGGACCCUGAAGUGGGUAGUUAAUUGUUUUGAACUGUUUGGAAGGGAUCGCCUCGAAAACGGUAAGUCCUACUCAAUGUUUGCAAUUCAUCCAGAAUGUAAUUUGAUUUUCCUGACUGAUGGUACGGAGAAGGUACUAUCAUACAACAUGGAUAAUCAGAAAGUGCAUGUUAUAUGCACUUCUGUAGAAUUUUCGGAAGGUCUACCCUACACUCCCUGUUUUGCGGAAUGGACAACAGAUGGUUAG
Triticum dicoccoides is the source of this 1641-nucleotide messenger RNA. RefSeq lists its product as uncharacterized. The coding region runs from base 1 to 1641 and encodes 546 amino acids. NCBI's taxonomy places the organism in Eukaryota, Viridiplantae, Streptophyta, Magnoliopsida, Poales, Poaceae. The record is from RefSeq and is a predicted model, not a curated record. The transcript has 3 exons. Gene Ontology annotation, molecular function: protein binding.